Molecule: messenger RNA, 1065 nt
Organism: Lentinula edodes (shiitake mushroom)
Lineage: Eukaryota; Fungi; Basidiomycota; Agaricomycetes; Agaricales; Omphalotaceae
Exons: 2
Coding region: 1-1065 (354 amino acids)
Cellular component (GO): nucleus
Molecular function (GO): protein binding
Source: RefSeq, a predicted model, not a curated record
AUGGAGAACUCGUACUUGGUCCAAAAGACGACUCACUAUGGUGGUCGGGGCUUAUUCGCCAAAAUUUCCAUUCCCAAGGACACUUUACUUGUUUCCACUUCGCCAUAUGCCUCGGUUGUGUAUCGGAGGUACCGCAAAGAAGUAUGCGCCCAAUGCUUCUCCUACGCCUACGAAUACAAUCGGAAUACCUGGAAAGUUAAGCACGAAUUCGAUGGUGGUUCUUCGUAUUUUUGCAGCGACGCGUGCAAAGAAGACUGGCAAUCUACUCAGAAUGUCGAUAAUCUGGUGGCCAAGGUGAACGCGGCUCUCGAUAGGCUGGAAAAAACUAUGAAGAAACGAUUCGCAAAGGAAUCAGAGAACGUAUCGCCCCCGUCAUCCACUUCCACGAUCAGUAUGGCAGAUAUCGAUUCCGCAUGGAAAAGAGCGGAAGAAACGUCGAUAAACGCGGCUUCGAAGGAAUCUCUAAAUGAGUUAGAAUUGGACACUGCGCGAUUCCUGGCUUCAGCAAUCAUUCGUAGACACCUAGAAGUCAUAUAUCCUUCAUCGUCUAAUGAACUCACGACUGGCACCUGGUCACAGGCUUUGCAAUUGCAGGAUAACGAAUUGGUGUACACUCAAGGCAGACCUUACGCCAUCGCAUCACAUCUGUGUAUUUAUCGUUUUCUUCGGAGCGCACUCUGGUUCAACAUUCCCAUUCUUCGGCCCUAUGUUGAAUCGUCGGAUACCAUCCGGGCACUCCUCGCUCGCGAUCAAGGCAACGCGUUUGGGCUUUUUGAAGUCGUCGGGGACAGCGAGAUGUUGGGUUAUGCGAUCUUUAGCGCAGGGUCUUACUUUAACCAUGACUGUUCUCCCAAUAUACGCAAAGAACGGCAAGGACGAUCAAUGCUAUUCUACACCAAGAGAGACAUACAACAAAACGAGGAACUAUGUAUAAAUUAUAUCGAUAUCGAGGACGUCGUCAACGUGAGACGAGAGUCACUGUCAAAGGAUUGGUUUUUCGAUUGUUCGUGCCAGCGAUGCAAUUUAGAAUUAAGCCAGACUGCAUUAGCCGUAUUUUUGGAUUAA